Messenger RNA from Coffea eugenioides, 1351 nucleotides. RefSeq names its product ribosome production factor 1-like. The record is from RefSeq and is a predicted model, not a curated record. Bases 61 to 1140 code for a protein of 359 amino acids. Gene Ontology annotation, molecular function: rRNA primary transcript binding. NCBI's taxonomy places the organism in Eukaryota, Viridiplantae, Streptophyta, Magnoliopsida, Gentianales, Rubiaceae. Gene Ontology annotation, cellular component: nucleolus; preribosome, large subunit precursor. The transcript has 11 exons. Gene Ontology annotation, biological process: maturation of 5.8S rRNA; maturation of LSU-rRNA.
CCUCGUAAAUUGUUGUUCUUCUUGGUUCAUUAGUGCAGAAGAAGAGCUAGUCGGAGAAAAAUGGGAGGAAAGAGAAAGGAUUUCGCCAGCACCACCGAUGUCCAGGGUACCGAGGAAGGAGGAGAACAAAAGGUAAAGAAGAAGAAGAAGGAGAAACUGGCGGCGGAUGGAUUGCUUCCAUCGACAAUAAAGAAUAAGGAGAAGAGGUCUGCCGUCCAUGCCAAGCUUAAGCAGCAGAAAAGGCUUGAGAAACGUAAGAGGGCCAAGGCUCGUGAAGCGGCUGAGCAGAGAGCUCUUGAGCUUGGCGAGGAGCCUCCGCCGAGGAAAAUCCCUCGCACAAUUGAAAAUACCAGGGAGCUUGACGAGACUAUCUGCAAGCCUGACGAUGAAGAGCUAUUUGCUGCAAAUGAUGUAGAUGAAUUUAGUUCGAUUCUGAAGCAGGACCGCACUCCAAAGAUACUCAUAACAACUUGCCGCUUCAAUUCAACUAGGGGACCUGCUUUUAUAUCAGAUCUACUCUCUGUGAUCCCAAAUGCACACUAUUUCAAGAGAGGAACCUAUGAUCUUAAAAAGAUUGUAGAAUAUGCAGAAAAUAAGGAAUUCACUUCUGUUAUCGUUGUCCACACUAAUCGCCGGGAACCAGAUGCUUUAUUGAUAAUUGCAUUACCUGAUGGACCUACUGCCCAUUUCAAAUUAUCAAAGCUGCUUCUGCGCAAGGAUAUUAAGAAUCAUGGGAAUCCAACUAGUCACAAGCCUGAGCUAGUCUUGAAUAACUUCACAACACGCUUGGGACAUCGUAUCGGGAGGUUGAUACAAUCGCUUUUCCCACAAGAUCCUAAUUUUCAUGGUCGUCGAGUUGUAACGUUUCACAAUCAACGUGAUUUUGUAUUCUUUCGCCAUCACCGUUACAUUUUUGAAACCAAAGAAAGUAAGCAGGCUGCAUCCAGUGGCAAAAAGAGCAAGGAUAAUAACGAUGAGAAAAGCGAGCAGAAACUUAUUGCACGACUUCAGGAAUGCGGUCCUCGUUUCACAUUAAAGUUAAUCAGUCUGCAACAUGGAACAUUUGAUUCAAAGGGUGGGGAAUAUGAGUGGGUUCACAAGCCGGAAAUGGAUACUAGUCGCAGAAGAUUUUUCUUGUGAGAGAAAUGUUGUCCUACUGGGUAAAUAGGUUUUAGUUUCAGGUUAAGAACAAGUUAAAAGUGUAGCUUCCUGUGAGGAUCUGUGAGCUUAGGUCUUAUUAGAUCUCCAGCUCAGGUUAGGUAUGAGAUAUUGAGUUUACAAAUUGUGUAUCCACAUUGGUUAUUUAUCAGCUCUAAUGCAAGUUUUGGAGAUUUUCAGCUUGGUGCUGGCA